ACGUCACACGUGUACAGCGUCCACUUACGCCAAACUCCAGUGGAGAUGAAGUCGCUGAUUAAGUUGAUCAACGCUGAUUAAGUGAUUAGUGGUUCGCAGAGAUGCUGCAGUGGAGGGACAGGAGUCCUCAGCAGUGGCAGGAGUUCGUCAAUCAGGAGGUUUGUGUAACCGCUCACGAUCAGCAGCGCUUCGAGGGACGCGUGUUCACGGUGGACCCCGUUUCUGCCAGUGUGGUGCUGGUGAGUUUCCCGGAGACGAAGCGUCCAUCGGUGCAAGUGGUUCUGGGUCACGCGGUGACAGACGUUCAGAUCCUCGCGAGCGGAACGAAGGAAUCGGAGAGUCGGAUGAAGAGCUUGUUCCUGCCGGACAGAGCGCAGGUCCUCAGCGCCGACGAGCUGAAGUCUCGGAGGGAGAACCUGCGCGUGUGGCUGGAGAAGAACCGAGUCCCGGUGACCGAAGACGGGGAUGUUCUUCGUGUGGCGAGUGUGUUGAGCAUCAGCGCCCCCUACAGCACUGGAGACUGCAACUGCGCCAACGAGAUCAUUCUGGCCAGAGUUCAGAGUCUCGUCGAGAGCAUCCCUGGAGAACACACUUCACUCGCACAAACCUGA
This is a messenger RNA of Rhinichthys klamathensis goyatoka, 611 nucleotides long. RefSeq names its product gem (nuclear organelle) associated protein 6 (gene gemin6). Gene Ontology annotation, biological process: spliceosomal complex assembly; spliceosomal snRNP assembly. The record is from RefSeq and is a predicted model, not a curated record. The transcript has 2 exons. Gene Ontology annotation, cellular component: SMN complex; nucleus. NCBI's taxonomy places the organism in Eukaryota, Metazoa, Chordata, Actinopteri, Cypriniformes, Leuciscidae. Bases 102 to 611 code for a protein of 169 amino acids.